AUGGAGAACGGCUCGGCCAGCCCGGGAGCCCCACUGGGCGGCAGCGGCAAUGAGACGCUGGGCAGGAUGCCCCGGCAGCCCCUGGAGCUGCAGGUGGUCACCAUCCUGCUGGUGCUGGUCAUCUGCGGGGUGGGCAUUGCAGGCAACGUGAUGGUGGUGCUGGUGGUGCUGCGCACCAAGGACAUGGUGACCCCCACCAACUGCUACCUGGUGAGCCUGGCGGUGGCCGACCUCAUUGUGCUGCUGGCAGCCGGGCUGCCCAACAUCUCGGAAGUGGUGGCCUCUUGGGUGUAUGGCUACGUCGGCUGCCUCUGCAUCACCUAUUUGCAGUACUUGGGCAUCAACAUCUCUGCCUGGUCCAUCACUGCCUUCACGGUGGAGCGUUACAUUGCGAUCUGCCACGCCAUCAAAGCGCAGCUCCUGUGCACUGUGUCCCGUGCCAAGCGCAUCAUCUCCUCUCUGUGGCUCUUCACCUCCCUCUAUUGCCUCAUGUGGUUCUUCCUGGUGGACACGACCCAGGUCACCUUCUCAGAUGGGGCACAAGUCAGCUGUGGCUAUCGGGUCUCCAGGAGCCUUUAUAUGCCCAUUUACUUCUUGGAUUUUGCUGUCUUCUACAUCAUCCCAUUGGGGCUGGCAACUGUCCUCUAUGGCCUCAUUGCCCGCAUCCUCUUCAUGAGUGCCCUGCCCACCACCCUGCAGCACUCCUGCCCGGACUCCAUGCACCAGGGCAGCUCCCUCAAGCUCUCCUGCUGGGGCAACAGGGGGGCCCUGAGCUCCCGCAAGCAGGUGACCAAGAUGCUGGCUGUCGUAGUGGUCCUCUUUGCCCUUCUGUGGAUGCCUUAUCGCACACUGGUUGUGGUGAACUCCUUCAUGGAUCCUCCAUACCUGAACAUCUGGUUCCUUCUCUUCUGCCGCAUGUGCAUCUACCUGAACAGUGCCAUCAACCCCAUCAUCUACAACCUCAUGUCACAGAAGUUCAGGGCUGCCUUUAGGAAGUUAUGCAAGUGUGAAGCAAAGAGUGCUGAGAAUGCCAUGCCAUACACAGCCCCGGUGUACUACAGCAUUAUGAAGGACCAUUCCCAUGAUAGCUCUGAUCACAACACCAAACAAGAAGAUCUGAACAUUCUCCCUGCACCUGCAAAGAAGAACAAGCCUGCCAAAUAAAUCCUGGGACCCUUAAACAAUGCGGGCAGUGGGAGCUAUGCAGCUGUAUGCACUGUGUUGGGAAAGUGCCAACAGAAAUUGCUUUGGCAUUGCAGCAGGCUUAAUUUAAUACCUCUCUGGGGCAUUUAACAAAGCAGAUUCUUAGAGACAAAUUAAUUUGCUUUUCCUUACCACUAAUUUAUUCUUGCUUGGUGAAGCACAGGUUAAUGUUUAGCAUCUUUAAAUAUUUGUAGUUAAAUAUAGCAGUGCAACAGCAUUCUGUGUUAAGUGCAAGUGCAGUUGUUUGUUGAGUUGGGCCAGAGCAUUGAAAGGAAAUCCAGGAAGAGAAUGGCAUCCAAGGAAAAAACCCACCUCUUUCUGCUGGACUAGUUUUCUUACAGGGUGAGAUUUCACCCAAAUUUACAUGCCUGUAACUCACAUACCCCUUAUGAGCUGCUCCUCUAGAGUCCUUUUAGAGUUAAUAGGGACAAUUAGGCACUUCUAGGUAGCGGCUCCUCUCACCUCAACAUGGUCUUUUAAGCAACAGUGUACCCACUGAGGAGAUGAAUGCCUCCCAGAGGUGACUAUUUCUGUCCAUUGACUGUAAAGGGACUUUCUCAGGUGGAGACUCCUACACUACGGGUAACUGAAGUUGGGUGUCACGAAGCUCACCCCAUGCCUCUGGAAAUAUUGCAGUGCUGGUAGCACAUAAACCCAAGGUCCAGACCAGUCGGAUUUGUUACAGAAAAAUUAACAAACUAAUAAUGAGUGUUUCCUCAGGUAACAGUGAUAAUUCCAAGAUUGUGGUCUAAGCUUCUUUUGGAUAAUUUUACCUUUUUCUGGCCCAAUUCCUCUAGUUGCUUCAGCUGGACACCAUAGCCUUGUCCUGUAAGCCCCAGUGUGAUGUAGCUGUGUACUGUGGAGCAGCAUUCUUCUCCAUCCUAGCUACACAGUUGCAUUUCAGUGGCAGAAACAAGUCUCUUGCUUCCUGAGAAUAAUUUGUGAAAGUGCAUCAAGUGUUUUGUGAUAAGUAACACACUGAUUAUAAGACAUUAAUGAUUCUAAUUGCUGCUAUCAUCUUGUGAGAAAAGUGGAUAUUCAUAACCUGCAGCAUUCAAGAAACCAACUCAAGGACACUUGCCCCAGAUUUUCAAAAGACUGGACUAGGAGUAAAAUGAAAAAGAUUACACAUGAGCCAAAUGCUAAGGCUCUUCUCUUGCCAAAUAAAACAAGUGUCAGCCACCAGUAACCCUCAAGUGACUGUAAAACAUUCCUUGAAGAGCCAGUUCAGCCUCACUUGUUGCCCUGGUUUCAGCCAAUGUUAAAGAUGUUAAAUAAUCAUUCUGCAUCUAUGCGAAAUCACUUCUCUGGGCAAAUCAGAACAAGACCUCACCUCAUACUGAUGUGUGGGGAACUGCCCAGGACCUAUUUCAUUUUAGUGUAGGGUGGCUUUGCAUAUAUGGAGAUUAUAUUGUGAGUUAUUAAACUAUAAUCUACUUUGCCUCCAAAAUAACUGUAGGAUGAGGGAAGAUAAUAUCGGUUUUUUGCAAUUAUUUGAAAUGGUGUCUGUUUGAAAUGUAAGGAUUCAUACUAUUUUUGUGCUCUUUUGUGUAUUGUAUAUUGAGAAUUCAGGAACAAAACUUCUCU
This is a messenger RNA of Strigops habroptila (Kakapo), 2790 nucleotides long. RefSeq names its product thyrotropin-releasing hormone receptor-like. Gene Ontology annotation, cellular component: membrane. NCBI's taxonomy places the organism in Eukaryota, Metazoa, Chordata, Aves, Psittaciformes, Psittacidae. The transcript is spliced from 2 exons. Gene Ontology annotation, biological process: phospholipase C-activating G protein-coupled receptor signaling pathway. Gene Ontology annotation, molecular function: thyrotropin-releasing hormone receptor activity. The coding region runs from base 1 to 1164 and encodes 387 amino acids. The record is from RefSeq and is a predicted model, not a curated record.